AUGGAUUUAGUUUCUUGGUUUUUCGUCUUCAUUUUGUUUAAUCAUACGUGUUUUGAUUCUGUUCAAGGACAGAACACACCUUAUUCAAACUGUCAAGAAUUCCAAUGUGGAAGUUCAGAAAUUCUGAGUUUUCCUUUCUAUAAACCCGAUCAACCUGAUUCUGAGUUGGCUGCUGAUGUUUCUCUAGGAUGGACAGUAUCUAAUACAUGUAAUCAAUGUUAUUCGAGUGGAGGACGAUGUCAAGUUGAUAGUAACAACAAAUUUCUUUGUUCUGUUACUGAUCAUGGCAAAGGAAAGCAUUUUCGUAGAACAUGGAUAGUUGUUUUAGCCACAGUUGCAGUUCUCGGCUGCAUUGGAAUAUUGAUUUUGCUGUUCUGCUUUAGAAAAAAGAUUUUCUGGCAUAAGUACCUCAGGUUUUGGGAAUCGAAAGCUGAGGAUCAUCGAAAUAUUGAAGCAUUUCUCAAGAACAACGGACCAUAUGCUCCGAUGAGAUAUAGUUAUUCAGACAUCAAAAGGAUGACUAGUAGCUUCAAAAACAAACUAGGCCAAGGAGGAUAUGGUUAUGCAUACAAAGGAAGUUUACAUAAUGGAAAUCCUGUUGCUGUGAAGGUUCUGAAUGGACUAAAAGGCAGUGGUGAAGAAUUCAUUAACGAGGUAUCGAGUAUUAGCAGGACAUCACAUGUUAACAUCGUGAGCCUCAUGGGAUUCUGUUUUGAGGGUCGAAAAAGAGAUCUAGUUUAUGAAUUCAUGCCAAAUGGAUCACUUGAAAAGUUUAUCUAUGAGGAAAGGUCAGACACAGACAGAGUUCGUCAACUAGAUUGGCAAGUACUGUAUAAAAUUGCAUUAGGCAUUGCUCGAGGAUUGGAGUAUUUGCAUCGUGGAUGUAACACUCGGAUUCUACAUUUUGAUAUCAAGCCUCAUAACAUACUACUUGAUGAAGAUUUCUGUCCUAAGAUCUCUGACUUUGGCCUUGCUAAACUCUGCGUAAAAAAAGAAAGUAUAGUGUCAAUGUUAGGUGCACGAGGGACUAUCGGUUACAUUGCUCCUGAAAUUGUUUGUAGAAACUUGGGAGGUGUCUCACACAAGUCUGAUGUUUAUAGCUAUGGAAUGAUGGUGUUAGAGAUUGUUGGAGGGAGGAAAAAUGUUGUUGAUCAAACGAGUGAAGUCUACUUUCCAGAUUGGCUUUAUCAACGAAUUGAACUAGACGAAGAACUUCAAUUAAUUGGGAUAAUGAAUGAAGAGGAGAAAGAAUGUGCGCGAAAAUCAAAGUUACAAUGUCUGUGA
This is a messenger RNA of Solanum stenotomum, 1284 nucleotides long. Its product is annotated as rust resistance kinase Lr10-like. Gene Ontology annotation, biological process: protein phosphorylation. Bases 1 to 1284 code for a protein of 427 amino acids. Lineage: Eukaryota; Viridiplantae; Streptophyta; Magnoliopsida; Solanales; Solanaceae. The transcript is spliced from 3 exons. The record is from RefSeq and is a predicted model, not a curated record. Gene Ontology annotation, molecular function: protein kinase activity; ATP binding.